Camponotus floridanus (Florida carpenter ant) is the source of this 4191-nucleotide messenger RNA. RefSeq names its product E3 ubiquitin-protein ligase HECW2 (gene Hecw). Bases 355 to 4185 code for a protein of 1276 amino acids. The transcript has 9 exons. Gene Ontology annotation, molecular function: protein binding; ubiquitin-protein transferase activity. Gene Ontology annotation, biological process: regulation of dendrite morphogenesis. The record is from RefSeq and is a predicted model, not a curated record. Lineage: Eukaryota; Metazoa; Arthropoda; Insecta; Hymenoptera; Formicidae.
GCUACGUCCGCUGCUGUCAAAAUUACUUGUUCACGCGUGUAUGUAGUACAUACGUACGUGUAUAAUUAGUAGUAAUAAAAUAGUAAAGUCAUCGCGUAAAUAAAGCAGCGGAUGCUACAUAAUAUUGGCUAUUUGAAGUAGCUUUACUGUUACGCUGUUACACAUAUUAAAUAUGCGGUGUAUUAACGAGUAAGAAAUCUUGGCGCAUAACGACGCUUUCGCACAUCUUUUACCUUGCGUAUGUACAGAACGAAAUGUAUCGUAAGCAUCGUUAUAAUGAAAAAUUAGAGAUAUCGAUAACGAUUCCAUUCUCAGCGAUUCUCUAAAGCUUUCAAAUAUGUUUUGAAAAAAAAGAUGCCAUCUGAAACAAAUGCUAUGGACAAUAUUUCCAAGCAAGAGGAGGAUACUGAGAAAUCUAACGAACAUUCUGUUACAUUAAUGACUUUAAAUUCUACGAGCGGCCAAGAAUCAAGCUUAUCUACGAAACAAAUAAAUGCCGAUGUAGCAAAUGUUUAUAAUGGCAAAGUGUCCACGUCGGAUCAUCAGAUCAGAAUUAAAAUCUUAAACUCAACCGGAGAUGGGCUUUCAUCUACUAGCUCCGUAACGACAAAUGAUUUACUCGAGAAUAUAUGUCUCCAAGAUAAAAUAACAGUUACAGAAACUAGUACAUCGAUAUUGUUUAAACAAACUGAGGAAGAUAACGAUGCAAAUACUACAUGCAACAGUAUAGCAGAAAACUCUAGUCAAAAGUCAAUUUUUCUCGCUCAUAAAAACUUAACUAGAAAGAAAUGCUUGUUAGCGGGAAAUAUUCCUGAAAUUUCCAACACUUUAGAACUAACAAUGUGCCCUGACAAUUUCUUAGAUGAAAAAGCUUAUAAUUGUGAAAAAGGUCACAGUAUUGAUAUAGAGAAAUAUGACCAUGAACCAAAUACAGGGAAUAUGUGUAAUAAUAAUGAUGAUAAUAGUGAUGAUGAUGAUGAUGUAGCAUCGAGUACUAGACACAAAGUAGUAGAAGAAACGACACUUUUGCAUACUUGUAAACAGUUGUCUUUAGAAGACGAUGUUUCCACUACAAAUUAUAACAGUUUAACAAAUAUCUUAUUAAGGACAUCUAGCGAUAAUAAUACGAAAGAUUCCAACAUUGAUUGUAACAUUGAUUUAUCAACGGAUGAAUUGACAUCUGUGCCUUUAGAUACAUCUAAAAAAUUAUCAAAUUUGCAAAGUGUUUCAUCAACCUUGGCAGAUUAUAACGACACAGAAAAUGAUGCAAAAGUAUCUUUAAAUCCAUUGGAGAAUAAUAAUAAGGACAAUGAAACUUUGGACAAUGUAAUUGAUGGAAAUGAAUCACCCAUCUCACCUAAACUUGUUUGUAAAGAAACAACAGUGUCGCAAAAAUGUAUUUCCUCGUGCUACAAUGAUUCUGCAAGCACAAGUAAGCCGUUUAAACUGCCAAUUUUAGAGAAAAUGCCCAAAACUGCCAAUAUUCAGCAAUCCGACGUCGAGGAAAAUGCAGUAGCGCUUGUGACGUCAUCAUUUACCGAACAAAAUCAGUUGGAAGUAGUUCAUUGUCUGGAUGUGGAACCUCGUUCGUCAAAUAGUAGCGAAGAAAGUAAUUCGGAUAUAGAGUCCCAACAUGCAAGUACAAGUCAUGAUAAUAUUAAAAAAAGACAAUGCAGACCUAAUGGGAUUGUAACGAAAGAAGGAGUGGAAUAUUAUCAGUUAUGGCGUAGUACGGGUGGUCAUUCGCCUCCUGAAUCUUUGUACGAAACUCUAUAUCCAAUGCCACCGCCGCUUCCACCAAGAGCAACCCACCGACCAUUACAUAGAAGUAAUGCAUUACCAAGUGGGGCACCAGAGUUACCGAAACGACCUCAGAGACAUCCUAUACCAUUUCAUCCUGAGGAUUGUUUUGGAUUUGAGAUUGUAGAUGUUGAUGAAGCUUCGAAUCUCAAGUUAAGGACAGCGGUUACAAAGAGUAUUGCCUUAUUGAGCUCUCCAAAGACACACAGACAACGAGAGAGGCCAGAAUCGGCACUGGCACAAUUGGAGUGCCCACCUACGCCGACGCAUCGACCCAAAUCUUUAUGUCCGUUGCCUGUAUGCCAAACAUCAAAUGUAUCUUUAUCAACCUCUGAAGAACCUCUGCCUCCGUCAUGGGAAGCAAGGAUAGAUAGCCAUGGUCGAGUAUUUUACAUAGAUCACAUUAAUCGUACUACAACGUGGCAAAGACCAAACUUGACAACACGUAACAUCGGCUGUGAUUUACGAAGACAACAGUUGGAUAGGCGUUAUCAAAGUGUACGACGAACAAUUUCACGCCCCGAUAACAUAGAUCGCGAAGUUAACAAUUCAAACGGCAAUUCCUUUGAGAAUACCGAACGGCAGAAUGAUUCUCGUACUGACAGGAGCGAAUGCGAGCCGUUUGACAUCGCCACAAUACCGCCAGUAUUAUUUUUAACACGACCCGAUUUUUUUACCGUGUUGCACACCAAUGCGGACGCUAUGGAACUAUACAAUCGUAAUCCAAGUUUAAAACAUAUGAUCAGCAGAGUUAGAAGAGAUCCGAUGGUUUUUCCAAGAUAUGAACACAAUAGGGAUUUAGUCGCCUUAAUUAAUUUCUUUGCCGAUCCAAGCAAAGAACUCCCAAGAGGAUACGAAUCAAAGCUUGAUAGGACGAGUAAAAGAUUUUUCAUCUGCCACGCUAGAAAAGCUACGUCUUUCAUCGAUCCACGGUUACCAACGGAAGCUGCUCAUGCACGCACGUUGUUAGACGAAGCUCCCGUUCCACCGCCUAGACCACAACAAGCAUCUGUAACUGCUACCCCCGAUAUACCUGUUGCCUACAACGACAAAGUAGUCGCUUUUCUACGUCAGCCUAAUAUAAUGGAUAUUCUAAAAGAAAGACAUUCCGCAUUAGGACAGAAUAUUGCGCUUCGUGAAAAAGUUAAUACUAUAAGAGUCGAAGGAACUGCAGCAUUGCAAAGAUGGGGCCACGAUGUUCCUUUAGCAUUAUUGCUAAGCUUGUUCGAACAAGAAAUAAUGUCGUACGUACCUGGUAGUAUGGGUAGAUCUCCACUUGGCAGUCCUCACGCAUCACCUGGACUGACAAGAGCUUCCGCUAGAGCUCCAGCGCCAUACAGAAGAGAUUUUGAAGCAAAGCUUCGAACGUUUUAUCGAAAAUUGGAAAGCAAGGGUUACGGACAAGGACCGGGUAAAUUAAAAUUACACAUCAGGAGAGAACAUUUACUCGAAGAUGCUUUCACGCGCAUAAUGGCCGCAUCGAAGAAGGAUUUGCAGAAAGGUAAACUAGUAAUUAUUUUUGAUCACGAAGAAGGGCUGGAUUAUGGCGGACCGUCCCGAGAGUUUUUCUUUCAUUUAUCGCGGGAAUUAUUCAAUCCUUAUUACGGAUUAUUUGAAUAUUCAGCCAACGAUACUUAUACGGUGCAGAUCUCGCCAAUGUCAGCUUUUGUGGAUAAUUAUCAUGAUUGGUUCAGAUUUUCCGGCAGAGUUUUGGGCUUAGCAUUAGUCCAUCAGUAUCUGCUCGAUGCAUUCUUCACGAGGCCGUUUUAUAAAGCGCUUUUAAGGAUACCGGCGAGUUUGAGUGAUUUGGAAAGUUUAGAUCAAGAGUUUCAUCAAAGUCUAAUGUGGAUCAAAGAAAAAGAUAUCAGUAUUGAACCGUUAGAAUUAACUUUUUCGGUAACGGAGGAACUUUUGGGACGAGUCGCUGAGCGCGAAUUGAAACCAGGUGGAAGGAACAUCGCAGUCACUGAAAAGAAUAAGAAGGAGUAUCUCGAGAGAGUAGUACGUUGGCGUCUUGAACGUGGCGUUGCGGAACAAACGGAAUCGCUGGUUCGUGGCUUUUACGAAGUAGUGGAUCCACGUUUAGUAUCUGUUUUCGAUGCUCGCGAAUUGGAGUUGGUUAUCGCGGGUGCUGCUGAAAUCGAUCUUAACGAUUGGCGAACGCAUACCGAAUACAGGAGCGGUUAUCAUGAUGCGCAUCCGGUAGUGGAGUGGUUCUGGAGCAGCAUAAGUCGAUUUACCAACGAGCAACGUUUAAGAUUAUUGCAAUUUGUUACUGGCACUUCGAGUAUACCUUACGAAGGAUUCGCGGCUUUGCGAGGAUCCACGGGACCGAGAAAAUUCUGCAUCGAGAAGUGGGGCCGGCCAAACAGUUUACCAAGGUAAAAGGUU